Aspergillus candidus is the source of this 3126-nucleotide messenger RNA. Its product is annotated as purine and uridine phosphorylase. The record is from RefSeq and is a predicted model, not a curated record. The transcript has 3 exons. Gene Ontology annotation, molecular function: catalytic activity. Gene Ontology annotation, biological process: nucleoside metabolic process. Bases 141 to 3038 code for a protein of 965 amino acids. Lineage: Eukaryota; Fungi; Ascomycota; Eurotiomycetes; Eurotiales; Aspergillaceae.
CGAGGCUGUGUCUCUCGUGAGACCUCUUCCUUGCUCUUCCUCCUCUUUGUCUUUUCUUCUUCUCUUCUUCACCUCUCUCAUCUAUUGCUGCCUCCUGCACAUCUGAUGGUGAUCAUGGGCUAUGUCUCUUGAGACUCACGAUGACAACGUUGGAUCCCUACCUCUACUCCGUGAUUUGGUUUGCCCCGCUCGAGAUCGAGGCCCAGGCUGCGGUCGCCAUGCUCGAUCACCUCCAUGAUGGUCACUUCCCCCUGGGUCCCGGCGAUGACCAUGUUUUUCGCGCUGGAGAUAUUGCGGGGUAUAAUGUGGUGAUAACAAGUUUCCCCGCAGGGCAGGAGUACGGUACCAGCACCGCAGCCGCUCUCGCCGGUCAGGUCAAGGCCUUCUUUCCCAACCUCCGAUUUGGUCUCCUGGUUGGUGUCGCUGCCGGGUUCCCUGAUUUGUCCCAAAACCCACCACGGGAUGUUCGACUGGGGGAUGUGCUCGUGGCCCUGUCGUGCGACGAUCGACCGGCGGUGAUCCCAUACGGCCUGGGAAAGGAAACGAGGGGAGACGACUUCCAGCUACUGCGCUCGGGGCAUGUGUUGGCGCAGACGAAGACACUCCUGCGGUCAGCUAUUGGCUCUCUGAAGGCCGAGGAACCGUAUUCGGAACCCUCAUUCCGUGAACACUACGAGCGCAUGAUGCACCGAAAACACGCGACUGGUAAUUUUCGCGAUCCCGGACAGCAUCGGGGCUGCUAUCAUGCCGACGGUCGCUCGGUCGUUCGCCCCCUCAGACCACGCUCGGGGCGAACUCGCGUCUGGUACGGUUCGAUCGGCUCCGGGGACAAGCUGGUCAAGAACGGGGUAGCGGCACGGCAGAUGCGCGAGCGGCACCAGAUCAUCGGGGUGGAGAUGGAGGCGGCGGGGAUCAUGAACCAGAUCCCGGUGGCCGUUAUCCGGGGAGUGUGCGACUACGGGGACGAACAUAAAAAUAGCGAAUGGCAGCCUUACGCCGCGGCUAUGGCUGCUGCAUACGCCAAAACCAUAUUAGGGAGGAUCCCUUCUAAAGGAAACUGGGCUGAACCGGUACAGAAACUCGUCCACCUACCCCAGUCACGCGUGUCAACAGAUGGUAAGCCCUUUUGGCGGCUUUCAGACCAUGCACUGGACAAGCGCCUCUCGAUGUGCCGAACACCGUCUUCUAGACUACCCGCUCACGAUCCAAAUGUAACCGUGGAGGACGAGACUAUAACACCAAGACUACAUGGGCUAAAAAAAAAUCAUGAGACCACGACCGUUGGACCCCUGACCGAGGUAUGGCAGAGGGUUUCUGCCCCCCAAAAACCCCAGGCCUCGUACAUCCUCUAUCAGUUAGUCCUCUAUAUCGCAUCGCUGUGGACGAUUCCGAGGGCAAUUACGAGCAAGAUCAUCAUCGCCGAUUUCCUCGGCCGAGAGCUCCACCUUCCGAUCCCCAUGGACUGGUACGACCUCGCGGUGAUUCUACUGCCCUUCUUCGACACCGGGGAACGGUAUGGCUUGGAGAAAGUGCGAUCAGGGGAGUUUAUUAUUGUCUAUUGCGACACAUCGGAGAAGCGAUUCAAGCGUCUGGGCCCAAAUAACUGGGCAAAUGAGAUUCAACAUGGACGAAAGCUACAUAUGUCCGUUGUCAUUUCUUACUUGCGAUUAGAGGACCAAGUGUGCACAUCCUGUCGGUGCCGGGUGAAGAGGUUCCGGUCUUUUAUAACAUGCCCCAACUGUGGUCUGUUCGCGCUGUGCGCCCAACAGGAGCAGAGGAAACUGACAGCGACUGAAAUUGCGGACAUCCCAUCCUUACUGAGUGACGGUCUCUUAGGGGUGCCCCGCGCUAUUGACCCUCCGACCGAUUGCCUAGUCGGACUAUAUGCGUCCUACGAAGAUGGCCAAAGAAGACUGCAACACGACUUAUUGGCGAACCGUAAUACAUUGUCCGUGAACAUGGGCGGCGCAACGGGGGAUUUCCAAGUGAUUGUUCCCCACAGUACAGGGGCAUCCAGCAUAGACAGUAGCGGCAAUCCGCACCGACUUUCAAGACCACCACCUGAAGACGCACCGGCGAGUGAUGACGAGUCUAGCGAAGAAGAAUAUCCGAUUAUCGAGGUUGAAAUCAGCCCGAGGGGCAUGGAGCUCCGUGAGCGAGAGAUCGAGGAAAUCAGCCACUUCAAGAAGGUUUUUAUUCAGGAAGACAAUCUGUUGUACGAUGAGGCGCUGGAAGGCAAUUUACCCGCGGUUAUGCAACGACUGCUGCGCCUACAGAAGAUCCCUACGUUUAACAUGAAUGAAACAUGGGGUCCGCUGGGCACACCACUCACUGCGGCAAUUCUCUCUGGGUCGGACAGCGUGGUCGACGUGCUUCUUCAAGCAGGGGCCGACCCGUUUUUCCAGGCUGGGCCGUUGGACUUUCCUCUCCGUGCUGCUGCCGUGGUUGGAAACUCUACCGCUGUCGAGUUAAUUCUCAGCUCCACCACGCAAAAGAGCAUUGAGAAUCGGCUAGGAAGGCUGCAGGAAGCGCUGGAUCAGUCGCUGUACUCGGUCGUGGAGACCGGCCAUCGCAGUCUUCCUCGUGUCUUUCUCUACGCAGGUGCGAACCCCUUCGCGACGGUAGACGGCAAGCGAUCCGCGUUUGCCUUCUCAACUUUCAGCCAGCCCGAACUGGCUGCCCGAUUCGUCACUGAAGCAUACGCACGGGGGUUGUUGCAGCUGCAGGAGGCGGAGCUCAUCAUCGACGCCGUGUAUCGGCGGUAUGUCUCUGUUCCUAGUUGCCCGGGCUGGCUGGACGCGUGUUGCCGGAAUGUGGAAAUGGGCCGGACCGAAGGCGUGGAGAAGCGGAUAGUACAACGACUGACGCAGUCUCUCCGGACCUCAUUUCUUCUCUGGGAGCCUUUGUGGCGGAUUCCGCGGUCGAACAGGGGGCGCACGGUGAGGGCUCUACCGGCCCCGGAGCCGGAAACAGUAUCGUUGGAAAAGGUCUGCGGCAGGAAAUCGCACUUACCAGUCAUCCAAGUGACGAUGCAUUGAUAACCUCGCAAGCGGUUAGCUUUUCACUUCAAAGGCGGCUGUGAUGGGUUGAGCUGUUAAAGUGCUGGUGAUUGAAUCUGGUCGACGU